AUGGGAAUCACAAAAAUGCAAUCAGAACACCUACGUCUAUCCAAGACGAUCUUUACGACAUCCAAGACUACCUUGCAACAAGGAGUACAUCUCGUUAUGAAGGCACAUACUAUUGGAUUGAUUCUCCUCCAGACCACAAACGCUUUUCUAUCGCCGUACGGUAGAAUAAAAAACAUGAAUUCAAUUCCCGGAAGAGUCGAGACAGUUGAAAGCCUUCGCGGUGGCGCUCUCGAGGCGCUGCCCGCAGAGGUCGUCAACCUCCCCUCCACGGUAACUUCUCUCGUCACAUCGUCGCUUCUGUCGGGACCUUACGGGGUCGUAGCUUUGGCAGCAAUUUCGGCCGCCGUUAUCUUGCCUCUUACUCAAGUGAAGAAUAUGUACGGAGUAUCCGUUGGCUACGGCGGCUCUGUCGCGGCGAUUGCCUACGUCUUGUUGCAAACAUUUGUGCCCGCAAAAGGCGACAUUUCGCACUUGCUACUUGGGUCUUCUUUGUUUUACGGAAUCCGGCUCGCGUCGUUCUUGUUCGUGCGGGAUGUGGCUGGAUGGAAGCCUCCAGCAUCCCGUGAAGAGCCUUCGCGGAUGAAGCGUGUUCCGUUCGCCCUGAGUUUGGCAAUAUUUUACGGUCUGAUGACAACGCCUCUCUUGUACGCCAUGCGCACUCCGUCAGCCGUGGGAACGUCGCUUCAUAGAGUCAGUAUGGUAGGGACUGGCAUAGCCUGGGCUGGCGCUAUUUUGGAAGCCGUUGCGGAUGGACACAAAUUUCUCUCGAAACUCAACGUCGAUCCGAAGUCUAAAGCAUUCACCGGUCCUUCGACGGGAGUCUACACAAUGACACGGCAUCCCAACUAUUCCGGGGAGGUUCUAUUUUGGGUAGGAACCUUCGUUGCGGGAGCGCCUUCGUUUGGAAAGUCUAUAAUCGCUUGGUUGUCGUCUACCGCCGGUUUGUACGGCAUUGUAUCAAUCAUGAAUGCUGCGACAAAGGGUUUGGAAAAGCGUCAGGGAGAAAAAUAUGGUGGGCAGAAAGCGUACGAAACUUGGAAAUCUGAUGUUCCCUACCCGCUCGUCCCGCUUAUAAAGGCGUACCCACUUUCACCCCUUUUGGCAAGGGAAAUAGGCUACGGUCGCUAUUUUAACGGGUUGAAAGACUUUCUCUCCUCUCAACCCUCCGUAGCGAAUAAGAUUGAGCUAGUCGGUAAGGAAGAUCCUACGGUGACGGGAAAUUUUGAGGUGUCCGUCGCAGCGACUGGGCAACUUUUGCAUUCCAAGCGACAGGCCGGCCAAGGAAAGGCGACGUCCCCGGGCGAACGGGCGGCGAUUUUGGAGCAAAUAAAAGAGCUAUUGGAUGAAGAUGACUAGUAUUUGGCGAAGAUGCUUCUCGAUGCCUAUGUGUAAUACUUCAGAAACGAGGCGGUAUUCGUUUCGACCGAUUGAUCGAUGGAAUGACGAAUUUGCGAUUUCUCUAGCGAGGGGUCGGACAUUCUGACGGAGAAAGCAAGUGAGAGGAAUCAAAGACAGGUGCUUGUGAAUACAUCGACGAUAAGAACGAUACUGGAUUAGGAAAUUGGACGCCUCUAAAAAUUUGCACUAUUACACGAUUUUACGUCU
Messenger RNA from Phaeodactylum tricornutum CCAP 1055/1, 1605 nucleotides. RefSeq lists its product with no specific name. The record is from RefSeq and is a predicted model, not a curated record. Gene Ontology annotation, biological process: lipid metabolic process. Bases 1 to 1356 code for a protein of 451 amino acids. Gene Ontology annotation, molecular function: oxidoreductase activity, acting on the CH-CH group of donors. The transcript has 3 exons. Lineage: Eukaryota; Bacillariophyta; Bacillariophyceae; Surirellales; Neidiaceae. Gene Ontology annotation, cellular component: membrane.